AUGGGUUGCUUUUCUAGCAAGAGCAAAAAAUUGAAAAAAGAGCAAUCUGAUUCAAAAGAAAACAUAAUGAGAGAGGAAAGUGAGCCAAGAAUUGACACCGAGCAAGAAAAUCCUAAAAUCCUUAUCUCAGAGACAUCAAUAAUAAAAGAAAAUUCAAACCCUCAAGAGACUAAUCUUGAUACCGAGAAUCGGCAAGAGCAAGAUAUAAAAGAUAUAAGAGAAUUAAUAAGGAAAGCAAAUGAAAACUCAAAAUUACCGAUCAGAGUAGGACUGAUGGAUAGACUUAAAGCUGAGCAUGGUCCAAAAAUAAAUUCCUGAGAAGAACUUGGAAAAAUCAGUGAAGAUCAAAUGCAAUUAGAAGAAAAAUUUGAGCUUAUUCACUGCCCAUUAAAUUUACCAAAACAAUUUUCUAGGCUGAAUUAUUUACUCGAAAAAGCAACCAAUCUUGUGCAUCUUUCAUUAAAAGAUUGCAAUUUAAGGUACAUCCCUUUCCUUCCCGAAACCCUUACAUAUUUAAACCUCUCUGAGAACCAAAUUUUUUCCUUAAAAGAAAAAAUUCCAGCAAUAGCCGGGCUAGAAGUGUUGAGUGCAGCUUAUAACCAAAUAACUGAAAUCCCAAAUGAACUCAAAAACCUUAAAAAAUUGCAAGAAUUGAAUCUCUCAAAUAACAAAAUUUCCAAAGUAGAUCACUCUCCAUUAGAUGGUAUGGCAAGUUUGGGAACUCUGAAUUUAGCUUCUAACCAGCUUAAAGAAAUUUCUUUUGUAUUAGGUGAUAUGUCUUCACUAGAAGUUUUAAUUUUAAGCAACAAUGGGAUAGAAAUGCUGCCUGACAACUUUUUCCAUGAAGACUCCGAAGUUUCCUAUCUUCAUUUAAGCUACAACCCUUUAAAAGAAAUCAGUGGAUCUAUUUCAUUAUUAAAAGGAUUAAUAAAACUAGAUUUAAGAUCUACCAAAAUCAAAAGCCUGCCUUUUUCAAUAAAAGACCUAAAAAAGCUGAAAACCUUGAACUUAGAAAAUAACAUCAUGGUAACCCCACCUAUGCAUGUGGUCGUAAAAGGCCUCAAAAGGAUUCAAGAAUGGCUUAUAGAAGCUGAUAAAGAAUUCAAGAAAAAACAGUCCAUGGAAGAACUGAAACCUAUACAAGAAGAAAUUGUGACAGAAAAAAAAGAUCAAGAAGAAACAAAAACUGAAGAAAAUGUAACUGAAAAUAAGAAGAAGCCGGAGGGGGCGCCUGUUAUUUUUCAAAAACAGCUGAAAGAAAAAUAUAUCAGAAAUAUUGAAUUGAUAAAUAAAGUGUUUUAUACUGACACUAAAAAUCGGCUCCAUGUCAAAUGACUGCGGAAAUUUGAUAGUGCGACAUCUCAUAGGGGAAACUUUGUUCGAAUCAUUUUUGAUAGUGAGACAUUUGACCGAAAAAACCGUCAAAUUUCGGCCAAAUGGAUACACUAUUUAAAAAUUUUCGACCAAAAGCACUUCGGUGAAAUGGACACUAUCAAAAAGGCAAAGUCAUUUGACCUGCAACCUAAAAAUCAAUUGGAAUUUUUGAAUGGGGAUAUAAGAGAGUGCGUAAAUCUGUAUUUUGAUGAAGAAGAAGACACUGAUAAGAUUAUUUCGUCACUAGGAAGCAUUAGAGGACUGUGCGAUUAUUAUUUAGAAGAUUACUUUAAGCAGGGAAAGGAGAUGGACUUUCCUGCACUUUCUGCCUAUUUUGUAGGGAGAAUUGGAGGCUAUCAAGGCGGAGUCGGGCAGGUAAUAUUUUUUGGUCUUAAAAUUUUUAAAACCAAAUUUCCUUUUGGAAAUGCCAUACUAUCAAAACUUUCCGAUCAAAUGACAUGCAGCCAAAUCGGGCUAUUGAAGUAUAUGGGAUUUAUUUUAUAUGAUAAACCAUAUAUUGGGUUACAUUAUAAACUCAAAGCUAAUAAUAAAGUCAAGAAAAAGGUAAUAGAAGUAAAAGUAGCUUUAGACCAGCUCCUAAAACAUUUCCAAGAAAACAGAAUGAAAGAUCAAUUCACCCCAGAUUUUGAGUUUUUUGAACAAUAA
Messenger RNA from Blepharisma stoltei, 2040 nucleotides. The record is from the annotation of a GenBank genome assembly. Lineage: Eukaryota; Ciliophora; Heterotrichea; Heterotrichida; Blepharismidae.